AUUUGAAACAAUUAUUAGCGAAAACCGGAUAAACACACCAGCUGAGUACGCGCGUGAAAACACCGAGAACCGCACACAAAUACACACGAAUCAACACACAGCUUCAGAGAAUAAUUUUGCGUGUUAAUCAAUGAAAGAGAGCAAAAAUACAAAAAAAAAGCAAGAAAUGUGCAAAAAACAUUAGCAAAACAAAGCAAUAAUUUCGUGAUUGUUUUUGUCAGAGAUAGUGCAUUCGAAAGAUACUUUGGCGCAUACUUACAUACGUGUAUAUUUAUAUAUUGGUUUGCGGUUCAAUGACUCUACGGCGAAUGAGUCGCGUGCAGCUCUCACACAACACCAGCAUACACAUUACUACAUACCAACAUAAUUUGAUGCGAUAAAACUGCACUGCAGUAUUUGCAUUUGACUCAGUAAUAAUAUUUACAGCGUGCAGACUGAUUGCUAUAAAAUAUAAUAAAAGAAUAUAUGAAAAUGUGUUCCAGAGAUUUCACAAGGCCACCGCGUGAAUAUUAUAAGAUGUUGCUGAUAGUGGGAAGCAUAUUUGUCGCCUUGCUUGGCGUGACAGAAGCUCAAAAAGAGGUAGGUGAGUCUUGUGAAAUAAAAUCGAAUAGAGGCAUCUGUUUGGAGGCGAGCAAAUGUAUGGAUCUGCCAUAUAUCAUGAGUCAACUAGGUCUGAAAAGAAAGGAUAUAAGUAGAUGCGGUUUCACAACGUAUGAGGAAAUAAUAUGUUGUCCCACUCUACCAGUACCUACCUCAACGAUAAAGACACGCUCCGAUGAUCGGCCAGCUGUUAGGGCCUGCAAUGAAAUCAACGAUAAACUACAACCUCUACUAACACCCCACAUUCUGGAUGGCACACCCGUCGAGCUUGGCGAAUAUCCUCAUAUGGCAGCUAUUGGUCUGAUGAAUACCGAUGAUGAGGUAGAAUAUAAUUGUGGUGGCACUUUGAUUUCGAAUCGUUUCGUUUUGACUGCCGCACAUUGUUUGGUCACACGUCAAAUACCGGUGACGGUGCGUAUGGGUGUGGUGAAUUUCAAUAAUCCGGAGGAAAUGAAGUCCGUAGUCGAAGUGAAAAUUAAGAAAGUUCAUAUACAUCCCGAUUACACGAGCGCUACUGUUUAUAAUGAUGUUGGUUUGUUGGAGCUAGAAGAGGAAGUCGCUUAUACCCUCAACGUGUUUCCAACUUGUCUCUACACCGAACCUUCUGAUCCACCACCUAACGCCCAACUCUACGUCGCCGGUUGGGGUGUUAUUAAUAGGCAGACUCGUGAAAAAUCAAAUAUUUUGCUUAAAGCACGACAGGUGAUUGUCGAUAAUGUUCGUUGUAAUGAGAGUUUUGUGGACAAUGGUUUGACGCGUCGCAACCGUCAAGGUAUUAUUGCCAGUCAGAUGUGUGCUCACGAUCCUGGUUUGACAAAGGACGCCUGCCAGGGUGAUUCCGGUGGUCCCUUGACUUUGGUGGUGGAUGAGGCGUUAAACAAAUAUAGUGUUGUUGGUGUAAUUUCAGCCGGCUUCAGUUGUGGCAGCGCAACUCCGGGACUUUAUACGCGUGUGUCGGCCUUUUUGGAUUAUAUUGAGAGCGUUGUUUGGCCCAGUUGAUAGCGUGAGCGGCUAAAAGAGUUGAGUGUUCUGCGUUAAAUUUGUGCCAGCGAUAAAUUUAAAAAUUAAAUUAGUUAAUUAAAAUAAUUAAUUUAUAUAAGAAUUUCCAAAUUGUAACCGAAUUUUAAAGUUAAUAAAAACCUUUCAUGUAAUUUUUAA
Molecule: messenger RNA, 1758 nt
Organism: Ceratitis capitata (Mediterranean fruit fly)
Lineage: Eukaryota; Metazoa; Arthropoda; Insecta; Diptera; Tephritidae
Product: serine protease persephone
Exons: 7
Coding region: 466-1599 (377 amino acids)
Biological process (GO): proteolysis
Molecular function (GO): serine-type endopeptidase activity
Source: RefSeq, a predicted model, not a curated record